Messenger RNA from Syngnathus typhle (broad-nosed pipefish), 792 nucleotides. Its product is annotated as low-density lipoprotein receptor class A domain-containing protein 2-like. Bases 1 to 792 code for a protein of 263 amino acids. The transcript is spliced from 3 exons. NCBI's taxonomy places the organism in Eukaryota, Metazoa, Chordata, Actinopteri, Syngnathiformes, Syngnathidae. The record is from RefSeq and is a predicted model, not a curated record. Gene Ontology annotation, molecular function: protein binding.
AUGCAAGGCAGCUCCCCGAAGGACAAGGUCCAGUUCCACUUUCGCUUUUUCCUUGUUUACAGUUUGUUGCGAGUUGCCCCUCUGAGCCCGGCGCCCCUGCUAGCACUGGACGCAAAAGUGGAGCCCACCUCUGGAGAAAGCUCAGGGGGGGAUCCCUGUCACGUGGGCUCCUUCGUUCAAUUUUACGACGGACGGGACAGGAGCUCGCCUCUUCUCGGACCUCCUCUUUGUGGCAAGAGUCCACCGCGGCCGGUGCUCUCCACAGGAAACUACCUGACCCUGCGACUGGUCACCCGUGGUACUCAGCCCAGAGUGGACUUUGUGGGGGACUUCACAUCCUUCAGACUUGGUUUCAACCAUUCUUUGUGCAGCAGUGAGCCUUACUUCACUUGCAGGAACGGAAAGUGUAUCCCACUCAGUCUGGUGUGCGAUGACAAGGGCAUUGACAACUGCGGGGAUGGGAGUGACCUGGAAGAAAAUCUAACCACAGGGUGCAAAGACUCUCCUGCCUCUGUGUCCUUGUGGGUACUCUUCAUGAUUGUGGGUGUGCUGGUGGGAUCGGCAGUGCUCUGCUGGUGCUGUUGGUCUCCCGGCUGGUUCCUGUGGCGCAUAAGUAUUUUCCGCUUUCUGUCACGCUGCAACUCACCGUGCGCCUCUUGCCAACUCUGCGUCAACAGCUGCGCUUCCAGCAAGGAGCAGCGUCUGGCAAAAGUCAGCCCACAGCCACCGCCCAACGGCGUGCUCGUCACCGGCGCUGACGAAAGGCUUUCUGCCGCCGCCGCCGGGCUUUAA